Messenger RNA from Hemibagrus wyckioides, 2893 nucleotides. It is a transcript of the gene rnf215, whose product is annotated as ring finger protein 215. The record is from RefSeq and is a predicted model, not a curated record. Lineage: Eukaryota; Metazoa; Chordata; Actinopteri; Siluriformes; Bagridae. Gene Ontology annotation, molecular function: ubiquitin protein ligase activity; frizzled binding. Bases 79 to 1191 code for a protein of 370 amino acids. The transcript is spliced from 10 exons. Gene Ontology annotation, biological process: negative regulation of canonical Wnt signaling pathway; ubiquitin-dependent protein catabolic process; Wnt receptor catabolic process.
CGUGUUUUUGAACAGAGAGGAAAAGGAAAACAUUGAGGAUCAGCUGAUCUCGCGCUCCGGUACCGCUACUGCCCAGUGAUGAUGAUGAUGAUGAUGAUGAUGAUGAGUGUCGGGAGUCGGUGCUGUGUGUCCGUGGUGUCGGUAGCGUUGAUGGUGUUGUGUGCGCGCGUGAGUCACUGUGGGCUCGUGCACGGGGAGCAGGUCGCGUUUGUGCGCGUGUCAGUGCAGCAGGAACCCGGCAGCAGUGUGUUACAGGGGCGCGUGCUGCAGGGACAACAACAACAACAACAACAUCAAAGUGAGGAAGAGCACGAGCUGCGGGGAGACCUCCGAUUGGUUAAAGAUGAACAGGAAGGAGUGAGGACUGCAGAUCACAGAGGUGAUGAUGAUGAUGAUGAUGAAGGUCAGAGGUCAAAGCCCUGGAUAGGCGUGGUUCCUGUCCAAAUGGAGGAGAGUCACGUCUCAAACAGGAACCAGGAGUCAUUUGCCUCUACUGUGGUCAACAAAAUGAAGAGGGCGUUGGUUUUGGGGGCGUCGGCUCUCAUCAUCCUUGUGUUAAACCAGAACACACUGAGAGAGAUGGAUGUGUCUCAGCUUCUCUCUAAACCCAUCAUCAUCAUACAGAACUCGGAGAACGUCACUAAACUGUUUGGGGCUCUGCUCAGGGGUCUACAUGCCACUGCAAGAAUCACAUACAAAACAUUACUACAGAAUAACCUGGGUGCUACCCUCACUCUGUGGUCGAGUUGUGGUCGAUCCAGAUGGGGGCGCUAUGGAGAGUGGCAGGGAGUCGUGUGCACCGGAGAGACCAACUCACCUGUACAGAAAUAUCUGCAGCAGUUGUGGAACACAGUGGUGUUAAUCGCUCUGAUCCUCUCCACUGGAGUACUCGUCCACGCCCGCUGGCAGUACCACGAUGACCAGCUCACUGACCAGCUACAGCUUCACCCCAAACAGGAGCUGCUGAAUAAACUUUCUGUGUUAAAGACCCGGAAAUACAGACAGAAAAAACACACUGAGCCGCCGGACACUGAGAACUGUGCUGUGUGUUUAGAGCAGUACACUACUAACCAGUGUUUGAGGGUUCUGCCGUGUCUACAUGAGUUCCACAGGGAUUGUGUGGAUCCGUGGCUUCUCCUGCAGCAGACCUGUCCUCUCUGUAAACGCUGUGUACUCGGAAAUUUCUGCUGAAGUUCUGGCCUCAGGCUGGACACUCUAUCAGGUCAAAUCAUCUCAAGAUGUCAUUUUCUAGGAACCCUCAUACUGUACACACAGUGUCUCCAUGGAAACGACCCCUGACCUCAGAUCGGAAAUACUUCCUGACUUUAGGAUUAUUGAUUUUUUUUUUAAUUCUACGUUACUGUAGUGUGUUUGUUUAGAAUGACAUUGUACACACACGGGGUCAUGGUGUGUGUGUGUGCGCUCCAGAUCUCUCACACACACACAUUUCCGAGUGAACAGAAGAUGCUAAUGAAGAUGAUGUCAUCAGUGUUUAGGGCUUUAACUGUAUUCGUCUGCUUUAUUGUUUUUAUUUAUAUUAGUUUAUAAUUAUUUAAAAUGUAAUCUAAUCAAAAUUUAUUUCAUUUUAAAUCUGUAAAUAAAAAUGUAAAGAAAAUGCAGUAAAUAAAUUAAUGAAAGCUAUGAAGAGUGUAAGUGUUAAUGUUCAGGAUGGUAGUGAUGGAGGGAUGAAAUGAAAGAAUGAAGGAAUGGAGGGAGGAAAUGUAACAGGUGAGGAUGAAAGCUUUGGAGCUGAAUGUCCAGUCACAGAUGAGGUAUUGACCCCACGGCGCUGCUGAGGUCUGGACUGUGAUGGAGCCUCCAUCUUCUUGCUGAGUUUUUCAUGUGUUAAUGAGGAUUCAGGGGAUUAGUACAGGAUCAGUGGCUCAGAUUAUUGCUCUGAUGUUUAUUUAUUUAUUUUUAGAAACAUCUCAGUUUGGUCUUUCCAUCAGAUUAGACCCUGUAUCAGAUUGUGACCCUCUGAGUUCUGACCUCUCGGAACAAACAGCCCCAGGUCCAGAGAAAAUAGAUGAUGUUAAUGUGAAAUGGUAGAGCGAGCAUCACCUUCAACUCUCUCUCUCUUUUACACACACACACACACACACACACACACACACACACACACACACACACUCACACAGCUGUAAAGUCUUCAGAACAGUAUUUAUUAUUUCCAGUAUGAAUUUUAUCUCUACAUCAUUUCCCAAAAUGCUUUUGCUGUAAAAAUGGAAGUUUACUCAGACAACACUCCCUGUGUCUCUCUCUCACGCUCCCUGUCUCUCUCUCUCACGCUCCCUGUCUCUCUCUCUCACGCUCCCUGUCUCUCUCACUCUGUCCCUGAUGAUGAUCAGGAGUGCUCCUCCUGUGUAUCAAUAAUCACUUAAUUGCAAUGACAAUAUUGUUGCCAUGGUUACAUUAAACUGAGGUAGGAGGCGGCCUGCCUGGGGGGCGGAGCCACAUGGAGCCCAGGUGGAGAAAGUGUGUGUGUGGGGAAAGCAUAUUUUUUAGAGGAAAGCAUUUAACGCUACUUUAUAAUCAGCUUCAUCUGCUUUUAUAUCUAUUAACUGAAUAAUUGUAUUUGUUAUUAAAGGACACUGUCCUCCAGCGCCCCCAGCUGGUCACAGUUUAUAGGACACAUCAUGUUUUAUGGUGAUGACAUCAUCAGCAGAUUCUUGAGAUAUAAAGUGUGAUAUGAUCACACAACAACCUACACCUCUUACACCAUAACAACAUCACCUCUCCUCCUCCACUGUAAAUUUAAAUCAGAUUCUUUUCCUUAAAAUAACAAAAUGCUGAAGGGCUUUUUGGUUGCGUUUCAGUCACAAGGGAUCAGGAUCAGGAAAUAAUCCUGUCUCUCUGUUAAUAAAAAUCUAAAAAAAAAAAAAAAAAAAAAAAA